AUGCCACAGACUUGUCAAACCUUUUUAUGUAUCUUGUUUCUCAAAGGUCUCUUUGUAGAGGGUUUUCUCCGAGGUAUGCUGUACCCCAGGGAAUCCGAGACUCGGCAAGUGAAAUCUUUGGAUGGGAUGUGGGAUUUCCGGGCGGAUAUUUCCUCAAUUGGGUUCGAUGAGAUGUGGUAUUCGUUGCCCUUAGCACAGGUAAACAGCAGCUACAAAUCAGGAAAUAUUGGUUACUUUGAUUUCAGGGGAAAAUCAAAUCAGAUCACUUGACCAGACAGGGACAUGCCCUUGUAGGAAAAAUGAUGAAGUUUGGACAGAGUGGACUCACAGGAAAAUUUUGAGAGCCAUUUGCACCGAAGCCUUCACUUUCACUAACUAAUUUUGUAUAACGCUUGACUGAUUAUCAUUUAAUUCAUACAUAAAUCUAGAUUCCUGCGAAAUGGUGUCAGCACAUCCUGCAGACUAGAUGUGUUUCAUUUUAUAUUGAACCAGGCUGUUCACUCACUGCGAGAGUUUUCUUACCGUAGAGACACAUGACAAGAGAUCAUUAAUUUGACUUAAAAUAACAUCCCCGAAAUAAAAAUAAUUACACUCGAUGAAGAUUGUAUAUUCAAGGAUUUGGAUCGAAUCGGUUAUCACCUCAUCACCGGCAUGCACGAAAUAUAUCGACUUUUAAGGAAUAGUUUCUCUUUGGUCACUUCUGAGAGUGAAAGGAUUUGUUAUCAUCAUCUCGUCAUCAAUUAAUGCAGGUUGGCGAUGUUCUUGCGAUGCCUGUUCCUUCCAGUUACAAUGAUGUCACAGAAGACCGCUGGCUUAGGGACUUCGUUGGCUGGGUGUGGUAUGAGAAAGUCUUUUAUGUGCCAUCAUCCUGGAAAUCGACCUCCAAAAGAGUGGUCUUGCGCUUCGACAACGUAUUUUAUCGUUGUAAAGUGGUAAGAUAACCGAGAAAUGAAUUGUAAGACCCCUUUUCGAUCGUAAUCGUCCUUGAAGUCGUUCAACUUUUUACACUGCAGAACCCCAGUAAGACACAAAGGGGUUUACUUUAUAUGUGGAGGUCAGAACUUCUAAUGGAAACAAAUAUUACGCGAAAAUUAUAGCAGGAGAGUACAUAUGGCGAUAGAGAGGGUAGCUGCUGGCCCAGGUCAUGAGAUAUAUCAUGGCUUAUGUAUAGUCACACCUUAGUCCAUGGCAAGUACAAAGGAACGUUCUGUUUUGGUUGUUGUCUGAUAAUUAUAUCCAUGAAGUUUCAGGGAAUACAAAAUACUUCUUGGAUCGGAUAUGCUGCUUCGUUGAUCAGUUCUCGCCUAGUAUUCAAACAUGCAAAUGAUACUGGGAAUGGCCAAGCGGCUUAGAGGAAGAAGCCCCACUGAAUGAACCUGAAAAGUCUGCUGUCAUACCAUGUCUGAUAUUUUCCUAAUCAUCCUGCCACAAAAUUUAGCUAAGACUUGUGUGACUAGUCGCUAUCGACACAUUUUUUGCUUUAAUUUGAUUGUAGUGGUUGAAUAGCAAAGAGAUACUGGAACACGAAGGAGGAGACUUGCCCUUUGAGGUUGACAUUACGCACCAGCUUGAUAGCUUUGAUAGAGAUUCACACAGACUGACAGUGGCAGUGAAUAAUACCAUAAGUCAACCAAGAAAAGUAAAGGCUAGUAGGAGGUAGUUAUUCAAACAAAAAACGUGCAUAAUUAUUACUUAGAACGGAAGAUUGAGGUAUUCAUUUGAAGUAUCUGUCAGCUGUCUCUACUCGUUCACAAACCUUACUUUAGGCCAAGCGAAUCAAUCCAGUAGCGUAUACUCUUUUCUACAUUUGACUCAGUUCAGCCACAUACAUAGUCGAGAGUUGAUCCAUCCCAAAUCAGUGUCGUAUAAAAAUAAAACUGAUGUAAUCGCAACUGCAACUAGGUAAUAACAGCUCAAAGGAAAAGCGAGGAAGCUGCCUGAAGCACGGGAAACGCUAGAGACCACGUCGUGAUCGGUUAUAGUCUCGCAUUUUAUUAUUUCCAGGUAGUUUAAGUCUUCCCUUUUUUUUCUUCAAUCCAAGAGAAUAUUAAAGUAAAACAAAUCCAAUCCCGAGUUACUUUCGACCGUGAACUGAAAAUUCUCCAGCUUACCCUUAGUUUGUUUGGCGCCUUCCCACAUAGAAACAUUAAACAUGUUAAGUACUAAUAUACCAUUGAUAGAGUUCAUGCCGCCAAAUGCAGGAAAUAAUCAAUGCAAUAUCUUUCUUCCUUAGCUCAAGUUACUGCGAUUCAACAAGUGAUCAGUUGACAGAAGUCGACUUCGCCGGAAUCCACGGCUCAGUUAAACUCUACACCACUCCGGAAGUGCAUUUAACAGACAUCUCUGUAUUUACGGAACACACUUACACCAGAGCCAUACUCAAAUUCGUCACAGAGGUCGCAGCCUACAAUCACGUCAAAUCAAAAGACAUUAUCAUGAGUUAUGAGCUGCUCGACAGGAAGGGAAGGGUGGUGUCAUCUGCGGGUGGGGAGGGGAUGUUCAGUGGGAAGGUCACAGUGUUUUUCCCAACCUUGUGGUGGCCCAUAGGUAUGAGUGACAAGCCUGGUUAUCUGUACAAUCUCAAGGUAAAUUUAUUUCACUCAUACAUAAAGUAUUUCUUGUAGGUGUACUUAUGGUUAUAUCUGAAUCGAGUUUCGGAGGUUGAAAACGAAAAAAACUUUCUAAUCCUCGUUCCCCAACAUUUUCGAUUAGAUCAUAACUGGAUCCUAUUAUGACGGCCGUCUAUGACGUCAUCAAGGGAGGCUUGUCCUUCCCUUCCCAGACUUUGCACAGACAACAAAACAAGAAAGAGCCCCUGAAGGCUAGGCUACGACUAUCUUUCUAAAUCUAGUCUCGUCGAUCUACAACAUCGAACUCCAGCAACCUUUCAUGACACGAUCAUUCCUUGCCUCACUGAGAAGAUUAAAGAUGUUUUCCAUGUGCCCGACUCGACAUACUUAAAUUCCAACCUUCACUAUGUGAUCAGUAAGGAUUAUAAGAUUUUGCUCUUCUCUUUUAGGUUAUCACGUCUUAUAAAGGAAUUAAUGAUGUCUACAAUCUUCCGGUGGGCUUCAGGACCGUCCGAGUAGAGGGCUCAAGGAUCCUCAUCAAUAAUGUUCCAUUGUACUUAAAGGGGUUUGGAAAAAGGCAGGAUAGUGACGUAAGCCCCUUGUUAAGGUGUUCCAAGAGUUUCCUUGUAAUUUUCAGUGCUCCUCAGUCCAUUUGAAGCUCUUCACUGUUGAGAAAAGAGGUCACAUAUGAUUAUAUUUGAGCACUUCUUCUCAUUGCAGAUUCGUGCUCGAGGUUUUGAUUAUGCCACCUUAAUUAGAGACUUCAAUCUGAUUCAGUGGUUUAGCGCCAACUCCAUCCGCACAAGUGAACACCCACCACCCGAAGAACUUCUGGAACUUACAGACAAAUAUGGAAUUAUGGUCAUCAACGAAAGCCCAACUGUGGCACCCAAAGAAGUGUAUCAGUACGUGUUCACAUUAAUCCCCCCUCCAUUACAUACACUUAAAGUGAAUGGAGCCUCCCCCCUAAUAAAAUUGCUGUAAAGUCGAAGAAUCUCAUUCAUGAAUUAAGACGGCAUCAGAUCUUUCCCUAAUUGAGAAAGCACCACCCAAGCUGUUCAAUAACUGAUCUCGUUCUUUGUAUGUUGUCACUCGGAAGUAUAUAAAGAGACCGCUUUCGCAGAUGGCGUGCAUGAACUCGAUUUGUGUGAAGUUUUUUGUCGUUUCAUGCUAUACCUCCCUUCGUUUUUGGGCGUUUCAUUUAUUUUACAGGCGUGUAACGUAAGUGAAUAUCAUUGAUUAGGUGUUUCAGGUAUAUCAAUUUGAGCCUAUGGCAACAUGGCUGCUGCCCUUUCUUUUCAUUUCAUGAAAACUAUCAUCAAUUGUUUUUACUUCACCAAAGAUUAUGCCCUUAAGUUAACUGUUUAUAUCUUACUGAUACAAAUAUUAGAGACCAUAUUACAGAGCAUGCAGUCAACCGCCAUGUUGACUUGCUGUCAGAGUUGAUACAACGGGAUAAGAACCACCCAUCUGUAGUGAUGUGGUCUGUAGCAAGCCAUUCAGUAACAGUGCGCAGUGGGAACAUUGAUUCACAUCUAAAACGAAUGAUGGACUUCACACGAGAGAUGGAUUUACAGAAACGGCCUGUUACGUACGUCACCUCUUCAUAUGACAAGUUGAUGAUUAUGGAAGAUCCUGGGGUAAGAGAGAGAAAUUAAAGUUUGCAAUUUUUUUUAUCUGAUCGGAAUAUCUGGUUCACACUUUGGUGCUUCUUUAAAUUGCGCCGACUCUAAUCAUUGAUUACUUCGGCUUCUCUUACAUGUGAGGACUUCAGGUUAUCGUUCCAGUCCUCAUCUCUCCAUUUUCCGAGUUGAUACAUUUUCCCUCUUACUCAACUUUCUACCUAUUUCCUUUUCUCAGCUUCAAUUCUGUGACGUAAUUUCUUUCAAUCGUCACUACGGUUGGUAUUGGUACCCAGGCCAACCCUCGUUGAUUUCGAAGUCUCUAGAGGAGGACCUGCGUGGCUUACAUAAUGUGUUUGGUAAACCAGUUCUCAUGGCCGAAUAUGGCAGCAGCGCUGUUGCCGGGAGACACAAGGUAAUACAAUAAAACAACUAAUCAGCCGAAUUAAACCAAUUACGAGAGUAAAAGCAAAGGAAACUAUCCUUUAUAUCACCGAAUGAGGACAAAUUUGUUGGAAAGGAUAUACUAAAUUGUUGAGUUCAGUAGCCUUUAAGCGGAUACAGUAAACCGUUUUCCUUUGGAUCCUAACCCUUUACAGCCUAACAUCAGUAUACAUAUUCUCCAUACUGUUCUUUAAGCAUUUCUUGUGGUGCUGAUAAGGAGAAUUUGUUGAACAAUCUGAAGCUUUGCUAAAUUGCUGAGUUCAGUAGCCUUUAAGCAGGUACAGUAAACCGUUUUCGUUUGGAUCCUAACCCUUUACAGCAUCACAUCAGUAUAAAUGUUCUCCAUACUGUUCUCUAAGCAUUUCUUGUGGUGCUGAUAAGGAGAAUUUGUUGAACAAUCUGAAGCUUCUUAAAUUGGUGAUCAUUUCCUUUAUUCUCAUGACCUUUACUUUCGAUUAAAAGGUGAUAAUGUCAGGAGAAAUUAGAUGCCAGUCACUCUCAGGGGUUAAAGGUCAUGUCAACAGUUCAGCUUGUGUUACAGCAUGGAGGUUGUAACUUUAGGGUAGUGAUUUGUAUGUGUGGGUGUAAAUGUUUGUGUUUACUUGCUAAAAUCGAGGUAUCACGUUUCACUCAAUCCUGUCAUAUUAGCAAAGCUUUGUCUUCAUUCGCUGAUAUUCCCUUCAAGGGGGGUUUGCAUCUUCCAUUACAUUUGCUGACUUUGUUAAGCUUCCUCUGAAAAUGACUUUUGAUUUUGUUUUAUAUUGCAUUAGAAACCGUCUGUGCUGUAUACCGAAGAGUAUCAGGUAAACAUUUAAGAUACUUUCUUUCACAAAUGAAGCUGAGGUUUCAUACACGCCUUAUCAAACGAAGUUUUUGAGUGCGAAAAUUUAAAAAAACCAUACCGAAACAAUUCAAGCGAGCACUUCGGCGAGUCACUGUACAUGUGAACUGGCGAACCACAAGCGCAAUUCUAUACAUUUCCUGCGCGUUAAACACUGUUGUAGAUCUCGUGGUUUUAAAACUCUUGCCACGUAUCUAAAGCGAUGCCAGCGUUUAAAAUUUGAGUUUCAGUAAUUUAAGAGCAUUCCCUUACGAGGCAGAGGUUGCUUUUAAAUCGUUAAAGGAGUUUCUUCUCAUGGUGAAGAGGGGAUUGUCUUACCUAGGUUACCUUCUUACAGGUGUACCAGUCACAUCAAAAGUGUUAUUUUAUGUAGACAGCACGACUUAAGUAUACAUAUCUAAGAUGAACUACAAUAAAAUUAAACUGAGUUGCUUUGCUUCAAGCGCUCUAACUCUUAAAUAAACGUAUUCCCAGGUCGACACAAUGAAACAAUAUUUCCCAGUAUUUGAUCGACUCAGGAAAGAAUUUCUGGCAGGAGAAAUGAUCUGGACUUUAACAGACUACAACGUUCUAGAAUGUAAGUGGAAAGGUUGGUUAAAAAGCCUAGCAAGCCCUAUUAAUACUAGUGAGUGACGACACCAGUGAAGCACUCUCUUACUCCCCUCAUCGCAUAUCAAUAUUCUCCGUUAGCCGACGUCUGCUUUUGUUCUUCUUGUGCACCUACGAGAUUGAUUCAAUCACGCUGAUUGACUUGACUUUGGUUUCAUUUUAUAUGAAAAUUAUCCAGUGAGGUAUCAAACAGCAUUUCAAUCACCUGUUAAUGCUCAAAUAACAGUGAAAUGAUUCUUAUCUAAAUUUGAACUCCAUACUGCAUUCUUAUAGCUUAUGACACCAUGUCAACUAAUACGAAGGGGCUCUUGACGCGUCAAAGACAACCAAAGGCUUCUGCGCACGCUCUUCGGCAGAGGUAUCAAGCCUUGACAGUGGACACGCAUCCAAGGUUUACUGGUGAUCAGUUGCUGGAUGUCCUUAUUAGAUUCAAGCCUCACGAAGGAGACAAGUUCCCCAUCGCCAUCCACAACAGACUACCUGCUUUGAUAAGAGAAGAAAGAGUAAAUACAACAAUACGGAAACGCUCUUUGGACGAGAUAAUGACAAACUACGAGCCGUGAUGACCGGGUCAACGAAGCGUUUUAUUUGAAAAUGAAACACUAGGGACACAUAUGUAGUGACAUUUUCCCAUAUGGUACUCAUGGUAAAGCUCAUUCAAAAAUGUACAUGAAUUUAGGUGCGAAUUUUUAUUAGAGAGAGUUGGUCAUUAUGGAGAAAAAAGGGGUUGGUCAAAAUAUUUUGGACUUAAGCCUUACACUCAAAUUGGCAAAGAGAGCCACAUAUUUCCAUCUUCCAGCUGCCUCGUGUAUGAUUAUGGUAACUAUUUACAGAUAUUCAAUUAAGUAUUCAAUUCCCAUCCAAAAGCAUUUAAAGUUAUGCAACAAAUGCCCUUGUUCGUUAGCUGGUUUGUUCGUUUGCCCUUCGAUUGUUUGCCUACCGCAUUCGUCAUCCUUUCGUUUUCGACUCCCGGUCUCGCUGUUCUAGUGUUUUGGGUACCAAGGGGGUAAAUUUCUAAAGAAACUGUGGUGCUGCGUCGGUAGGAGAGUAUAACUGGGUAAUUUAGUAUUAUCAACUGAGUUGAUCACGUAAAUUGGCGACUGUGAAGAUUUCUUGUUUGUGUGUGUGUGUGUUUUGUUAUUUUUUUUUUUUAACAAAGUACGGUACUUCUCUAACAAUUGUACUUCAGCGAAUAAUUUAUGUAUGUCAGGGAAUAUUAUCCUGUAGGGGUCUGGAACAAAAUAAAUUCCUGGCAGUUCGGUAAAUCUUAACCCCCAUUUUAAAGUAAUUGCCAAGCUUAACCUGAUUCAUAACAUUUAAACGUGACUGGACGGUCAUUCUAGCAUUAUUAUUUGAUCGUUUGUAUUCCUUAUUUACUCCGGUACUAACUUCUGAAUUUUGUCACAUCCUGCUGUCACGCCAUCUAUUCGAUACUCGAUUUAAGAAUUUGUUCAUGCUUAGCGUGCGUAUAUGGAGUUUUGGAUGCACGCGGGAAGUUUGGAAAGCACAAAAUAUGCGUAAGAGUAGCUCGAGGCGCAGCCGAGAGCAACUCUAGCUUUUUGAGUGCUCUCCAUACUUCCCAAGUGCAUCCAUAACUCGAUAUACGCACAGCUAAAAGCAUGAGCAAAUUCUUUUAUAACAGAGCGACAUCAAGAAUAUGCGCGAAGAAGCCUUUUAUUGUGAUAGAGUGCAAUUGUGAUUGUUUUGGUUUUGGUAAAUUCUCAAUUAACAACCGUGUACUUUAUUCCCUAGGUUGAACAAAUUUAAAAACGACAGUAAAAACCGAUAUUUUACCUUUAAAUGUUGUUAAUGACCAAUUGGUGACUUUUUUUGUUCCCAGUGAAUGUCUGUCUUUCGGCCAAAAUUUUCUGCAGCUGGUCCUCUGACAAAUUUGCGAAACGUGCAACUUACGAUGUUUUUUCCGGCUCCAUUUUUGUUGCUUGUUGGAUCAGGACCUAAAAGGUCAAUGCCGAUAGAAAAAUUGGGCAGUUCUCCUCUGGUUUCUUCCAUAUUUCAAAGAGAAGGAAAACUGCACUGCAGCUUAACAGGACGGAAACUCUGAAGCCAGGUUGAAAAAAAUGCAAAAGUCAUCUUAUUUACGCACGGGCGUGCAUAAAUAAGGAUUUUGUUCAUAGUGGCUAAAUAGGACUAAUAUAGGGCAAGCACGCUCGCUAUGUUAUAGAAAGCUCUGGUCGCGAGCCGAGGUGCAGAAACAUGGCUUCCGUCUUUGUAGGGCAGUUUCGUAAACGCUGCAGUCUCCUUCUGGCUAUUUUUGUGUUAGUUAGCGUUUUGCUCGUUUAUCAUGUUACUUAUCACGUGAAAAGUAAGCAUAGAAGAGAAAUAAGAUUUCUGACGUACAACAUUUGGUGUUCCCCUUUUAAGAUGCGUGAAAGAAUGGAAGAACUUGGAAAAAUUGUAGAGGAUCUCGAGCCAGAUGUUUUAGCAUUUCAAGAAGUCACGCUAGACAACCUGGCAGUUCUACGAGAACAGCGCUGGUUUUCUCGCUACCAUCUUAUUCCACGAGGGGUUUUGAAAUCCGAUGGAAAACAUUUUGUCAUUAUUUUGAGUAUCUUUCCUGUUGAGAAAUGGCUGGUCCAUCCAUUCACAAAUAAUGUGGACUCAACAUCGAAUCGUGGUCUUGUUUUAGCAGAAGUAAGGAACAUCAUUUCUUCUACAGAUGUUACUUUUGUCUUUGUAGCAACACACUUAGCAUACGGUGGCUUCGGCACUACGCAACGCGAACAACAGUUGAAAGAAUCAUUUCCAAUUAUCUCUUCUUACGACAAUGUUUGUAUUAUGGGAGAUUUGAACAUCUACGAAAAUAUCGAUGGAGAAGUUGUGCUGCCACCAGCUUGGUUUGAUGCGUGGCUAUCGAUUCCCGGAAAUUCAAACGAAAAUGGGUUUACGUCCGACCGGUUAAAAAAUUCGAUACUGAAAGGUCGUCCUGCAGUGAAUGCAACAAGUUACAAGGCACGCUAUGAUCGCGUGUUUUGCAAACUGUUCGACUUCAAGGUUAAAGAAAUGAGAAUUGUUGGCGAUGAGUUGACAAGAACCGGUAUAUUACCUAGUGAUCAUUUCGGUCUUUUUACAGUGGUUGAACACAUAGAGAAAUCUGAAACUGAAAAACAGAAACAAUCAACCGGGAGUGAAAGUAAAGUUUAUUUUAAGAGGCCAAGAGGCUGGGAAAAUUAAUUAAGUAAGAAAAGAUCACGAGGGCUGUUCUCUUCAUGUUGCUUCAAGUUAAAUUAUCUGUCAGAAGGAGAACUGUAAGAAGUGCUUUAAAAAGUACUCUAGUUUGUAAGUUAGCAUCUUUUGUUGCAUUAGCACUGUAAAUAUCAGUUGUGUAAUGUUUCAACAUUGUGAGUAUUGAUAGCAGUUACUGUAGAGUUGCAUCAUUGACAGUCACAUUGCAUAUCAGUUUGUCACUAGUUGAUAUAUUUUGUUUGUACAGGAGUUUAUUGAAUUCAGCUUUAUUUACCGGUUUGCAUAAUCAUCAAAUUACCUGUAUAUGUAUAUGGAUUUUCUGACAGAUGUAGUUUAGUUGAUUUGGAAGUUAAGAGUUGCAAGUUGUAAGUAUUUUUGAUCCAAUUAAGCAAUACAUUAUUCAAUCAGUGCACGACUGCUGAGUUUAUAAAAGUUAAAGUUCAAAUAUACUGCUAAUUAAAUGCAAAUGAAAAAAUUAUCAGAUGGUUAAAAAAAUGUUUCACUACUCCUUUUUUUCUAAGUUGAAGCCUGGCGAGGUGUAUAAAGGACCAUGGACAAAUCUCUAACAAUAUUCUGCUCUAUUUCUGCCUCUAGUCCUUUUGGCUGCUUAGGGAGGCACAGCAUGUAUGUCCAAGUGUCUUCCCCUUCCUCAGAUGCUAGUCCUAUCCCAGUACUUGUAUUUGGGACAUCUCAUGCAAGGCACUCAUCCAUCUCAAAGGAUCCAAACUUUAGUUUCAAGGAGAAAACACUGUCCUUUUGCCUAGCUCACAGUUUGUGAAGACAUAGAAAAAUUGUGUGAUUCCUAGAAAAUUGCACUGCUUUUUCUGUUUGUAGCCUUUAUUUGAGAGACUAUAUUCAGCCUAAAUGUAGCAUUAUAAAACUGUGAUGUUGAAACAUUUCUUCCUCCCUUUUAGCCAGCUCCUUUAUUUCUUUCCACCAUACAACAUAACAAGCUACUCAUGGUUAAUGUGGAACUUAUCAUCAUCAAGCCAGACCCCAGAAUUUUCAAAACUGUUCCAGUUAUUUUUUUGUGUGGCUCCUUGGGGGUUUAGAGGAGAGAUGUGCAACUCUUAGCUGUGUGGCAAACUAACAUUUUGUUAUUUCGGUACCAGUCUGCUGCGAACUUUACAUCGUCCCAGCUCUAUUCGACCAGCGGUUACUGCCAUGAGAAUAAACAUCUGCAGCUGUUUUCAUCCUUGAGCGAAGCUUAGUGAUUUUUCGAGAACCUGCAAGUUUUCUACCCACGAUUGUACCUGUAGUGGUCCGCUGGGAAACAUUAAGGUCCCUCUUUCUGUACAAUCGAUAUGAGUUUGAGGUAAAUAACCACUUUUGUUUUCGAUGGAAGUUAGUUUUUGUGGCGUCUUUGACGUGGCGAUGAUUGACUGUGUGGCUAGUUCAAGUGAUAAAAACUGCUUUUACUGUAAUAGCUUUCUUUCUGAAUGCGAUAGUUCAGAUCUAAAUUUACGAAAACAACUGACUUUUGAAGUCAGGGGCGUAUAUAGUCCUUGAAAAUGGUUCAAAGAUCGAAUGUUAAAAGUCUAAAAUGGGUGACUUUGAUAAUGAAAACCGGAAUGUAUUAGUAAUAUAUAUAUGUAUUUAGAUACUUGCUAUGUAUGUUCUGGUGAAAAAGGCGCUCCGUUUUGCGCCUGGUUUUAAGAAAUGUGCAGUGUUGCACUAAAGAGGUGGAAGAACGCGCGACUUCGUUUACACUCAUCAUCACCCGAGUCGUACUCUGUUAUUAGCAGUAUACACUUUUCGUUCGGUUCUUCUGCGGCGGGGCUUUCAAUCUUUAAUUUUUACACGAAGGAAGGGUAGACGGACUUGCUUUUAACUAGUAAGACUACUCUGUAAAUCCGUAUAGAGUUUUGCGUGCAGAAAAAUCGUUCGGUAUAGAAUUCAAAAUUUUCUAAUGUAAUUAGUUUUUACUGAUGUUGGAUAUAAGUUGCAAGGAACAAUAUUGGAAGAAGUCGACAUCAGUCAAGCACUCUCUUACUCCCUCAUCGCAUAUUAAUAUUCUCCGUUAACUGACGUCUGCUUUUGUUCUUCUUGUGCACCUACGAGAUUGAUUCAAUCACGCUGAUUGACUUGACUUUUGUUUCAUUUUAUAUGAAAAUUAUCCAGUGAGGUAUCAAACAGCAUUUCAAUCACCUGUUAAUGCUCAAAUAACAGUGAAAUGAUUCUUAUCUAAAUUUGAACUCCAUACUGCAUUCUUAUAGCUUAUGACACCAUGUCAACUAACACGAAGGGGCUCUUGACGCGUCAAAGACAACCAAAGGCUUCUGCGCACGCUCUUCGGCAGAGGUAUCAAGCCUUGACAGUGGACACGCAUCCAAGGUUUACUGGUGAUCAGUUGCUGGAUGUCCUUAUUAGCUUCAAGCCUCACGAAGAGACAAGUUCUUCAUCGCCAUCCACAACAGACUACCUGCUUUGAUAAGAGAAGAAAGAGUAAAUACAACAAUACGGAAACGCUCUUUGGACGAGAUCAUGACAUACUACAAACCGUGAUGACCGGGUCAACAAGUGUUUUAUUUGAAAAUGACUCACGAGGGGCUCAUGUCUUGUGACAUUUUCCCAUAUGGUAUUCGUGGUAAAGCUCAUUCAAAAAUGUACACGAAUUAAGGUGCGAAUUUUUUUAUUAGAGAGAGUUGGUCAUUAUGGAGAAAAAAGGGGUUGGUCGAAAUAUUUUGGACUUAGGCCUUACACUCAAAUUGGCAAAGAGAGCCACAUAUUUCCAUCUUCCAGCUGCAUCGUGUAUGAUUAUGGUGACUAUUUAAAAAUAUUCAAUUAAGUAUUCGAUUCCCGUCCAAAAGCAUUUAAAGUUAUGCAACAAAUAGCCUUGUUCGUUUGUUUGGUUUGUUCGUUUGCUCUUCGAUUGUUUGCCUAUCCGCAUUCGUUAUCCUUCCGUUUUCGACUCCCGGUCUCGCUGUUCCAGUGUUUUGGGUACCAAGGGGGUAAAUUUCUAAAGAAACUGUGGUGCUGCGUUGGUAGGAGAGUAUAACUGAGUAAUUUAGUAUUUUCAACUGAGUUGAUCACGUAAAUUGGCCACCGUGAAGAGUUUCGAAGCUGACGUUUCAAGCGUUAGCCCUUCGUCAGAGGAAUGACGAAGGGCUACCGCUCGAAACGUCAGCUUUUAAACUUUUGUUUGUGUGUGUGUGUGUUUUAUAAUUUUUUUAAACAAUGUAGGGUACUUCUCUAACAAUUGUACUUCAGUGAAUAAUUUAUGUAUGUCAGGGAAUAUUAUCCUGUAGAGGUCUGGAACAUAAUAAAUUCCUGCCAGUUUGGUAGAUCUUUAAAAUCGUUACAGAAUUAAAUCCCCCAUUUUAAAGUAAUUGCCAAGCCUAACCUGAUUCAUAACAUUUAACGUGACUGGGCGGUCAUACCAGCAUCAUUAUUUGAUCGUUUGUUUAUUCCUUGUUUACUCCGCUACUAACUUCUGAAUUUUGUCACAUCCUGCUGUCACGCCAUCUAUUCGAUACUCGAUAAAGCUCUAGCCGCGAGCCGAGGUGCAGAAACAUGGCUUCCGUCUUUGUAACGCAGUUUCGUAAACGCUGCAGUCCCUUUCUGGCUAUUUUUGUGUUAGUUAGCGUUCUGCUUGUUUAUCAUGUUACUUAUCACGUGAAAAGUAAGCAUAGAAGAGAAAUAAGAUUUCUGACGUACAACAUUUGGGACUCCUCUCUUAAGAUGCGUGAAAGAAUGGAAGAACUUGGAAAAAUUGUAGAGGAUCUCGAGCCAGAUGUUUUAGCAUUUCAAGAAGUCACGCUAGACAACCUGGCAGUUCUACGAGAACAGCGCUGGUUUUCUCGCUACCACCUUUUUCCACGAGGCGUUUUGAAAUCCGAUGGAAAACAUUUUGUCAUUAUUUUGAGUGUCUUUCCUGUUGAGAAAUGGCUGGUUCAUCCAUUCACAAAUAAUGUGGACUCUACAUCGAAUCGUGGUCUUGUUUUAGCAGAAGUUAGGAACCCCAUUUCUUCUACAGAUGUUACUUUUGUCUUUGUAGCAACACACUUAGCAUACGGUGGCUUCGGCACUACGCAACGUGAACAACAGUUGAAAGAAUCAUUUCCAAUUAUCUCUUCUUACGACAAUGUUUGUAUCAUGGGAGAUUUGAAUAUCUACGAAAAUAUCGAUGGCGAAGUUGUGCUGCCACCAGCUUGGUUUGAUGCGUGGCUAUCGAUUCCUGGAAAUUCAAACGAAAAUGGGUUUACGUGCGAUCGGUUAAAAAAUUCGAUACUGAAAGGUCCUCCUGCAGUGAAUGCAACAAGUUACAAGGCACGCUAUGAUCGCGUGUUUUGCAAACUGUUCGACUUCAAGGUUAAAGAAAUGAGAAUUGUUGGCGAUGAGUUGACAAGAACCGGUAUAUUACCUAGUGAUCAUUUCGGUCUUUUUACAGUGGUUGAACACAUAGAGAAAUCUGAAACUGAAAAACAGAAACAAUCAACCGGGAGUGAAAGUAAAGUUUAUUUUAAGAGGCCAAGAGGCUGGGAAAAAUUAAUUAAGUAAGAAAAGAUCACGAGGCUGUUCUCUUCAUGUUGCUUCAAGUUAAAUUAUCUGUCAUAAGGAGAACUGUAAGAAGUACUUUAAAAAGUACUCCAGUUUGUAAGGUAGUAUCUUUUGUUGCAUUAGCACUGUAAAUAUCAGUUGUGUAAUUUUUCAACAUUGUGAGUAUUGAUUGCAGUUACUGUAGAGUUGCAUCAUUGACAGUCACAUUGCGUAUCAGUUUGUCACUAGUUGAUAUAUUUUGUUUGUACAGGAGUUUAUUGAUUUCAGCUUGAUUUACCGGUUUGCAUAAUCAUCAAAUUACCUGUAUAUGUAUAUGGAUUUUCUGACAGAUGUAGUUUAGUUGAUUUGGAAGUUAAGAGUUGCAAGUUGUAAGUAUUUUUGAUCCAAUUAAGCAAUACAUUAUUCGAUCAGUGCAUGACUGCUGAGUUUAUAAAAGUUACAGUUCAUAUAUACUGCUAAUUAAAUGCAAAUGAAAAAAUUAACAGAUGGCUAAAAAAAAUGUUUCACUGCUCCUUUUUUUUCUAAGUUGAAGCCUGGAGAGGUGUAUAGAGGACCACGGACAAAUCUCUAACAAUAUUCUGCUCUAUUUCUGCCUCUAGUCCUUUUGGCUGCUUAGGGAGGCACAGCAUGUAUGUCCAAUUGUCUUCCUCUUCCUCAGAUGCUAGUCCUAUCCCAGAACUUGUGUUUGGGACAUCUCAUGCAAGGCACUCAUCCAUCUCAGGAUCCAAACUUUAGUUUCAAGGAGAAAACACUGUCCUUUUGCCUAGCUCACAGUUUGUGAAGACAUAGAAAAAUUGUGUGUGAUUCCUAGAAAAUUGCACUGCUUUUUCUGUUUGUAGCCUCUAUUUGAGAGACUAUAUUCAGCCUAAAUGUAGCAUUAUAAAACUGUGAUGUUGAAACAUUUCUUCCUCCCUUUUAGCCAGCUCCUUUAUUUCUUUCCACCAUACAACAUAACAAGCUACUCAUGGUUAAUGUGGAACUUAUCAUCAUCAAGCCAGACCCCAGAAUUUUCAAAACUGUUCCAGUUAUUUUUUUGUGUGGCUCCUUGGGGGUUUAGAGGAGAGAUGUGCAACUCUUAGCUGUAUGGAAAACUAAAAUUUUGUUAUUUCGGUACCAGUCUGCUGCGAACUUUACAUCGUCCCAGCUCUAUUCGACCAGCGGUUACUACCAUGAGAAUAAACAUCUGCAGCUGUUUUCAUCCUUGAGCGAAGCUUAGUGAUUUUUCGAGAACCUGCAAGUUUUCUACCCGCAGUUGUACCUGUAGUGGUCCGCUGGGAAACAUUAAGGUCCCUCUUUCUGUACAAUCAAUAUGAGUUUGAGGUAAAUAACCACUUUUGUUUUCGAUGGAAGUUAGUUUUUGUGGCGUCUUUGACGUGGCGAUGAUUGACUGUGUGGCUAGUACAAGUGAUAAAAACUGCUUUUACUGUAAUAGCUUUCUUUCUGAAUGCGAUAGUUCAGAUCUAAAUUUACGAAAACAACUGACUUUUGAAGUCAGGGGCGUAUAUAGUCCUUGAAAAUGGUUCAAAGAUCGAAUGUUAAAAGUCUCAAAUGGGUGACUUUGAAAAUGAAAACCGGAAUGUAUUAGUAAUAUAUAUAUAUAUGUAUUUAGAUACUUGCUAUGUAUGUUCUGAUGAAAAAGGCGCUCCGUUUUGCGCCUGGUUUUAAGAAAUGCGCAUUGUUGCACUAAAGAGGUGGAAGAACGCGCGACUUCGUUUACAAUCAUCAUCACCCGAGUCGUACUCUGUUAUUGACAGUAUACUCUUUUCGUUUGGCUCUUCUGCGGCGGGGCUUUCAAUCUUUAAUUUUUACACGAAGGAAGGGUAGACGGACUUGCUUUUAACUAGUAAGACUACUCUGUAAAUCCGUAUAGAGUUUUGCGUGCAGAAAAAUCGUUCGGUAUAGAAUUCAAAAUUUUCUAAUGUAAUUAGUUUUAACUGAUGUUGGAUAUAAGUUGCAAGGAACAAUAUUGGAAGAAGCCGACAUCGAUAAAUUGUAAAUACAACUGGAAAAAAACCUGUCUUUUCCUCUCAGAACCGUGUCUAAUAGCAGUUGAGUCGUCCUUUUAUAGCUUGAUAACAGAGUAAUUUUUGAUCUAUAGUCAAAAGUGACACUCAAGCUCUGCAGGUGAUACACAAGCUCUGAUAUCUAACUCUGAUUUCCCACAUUAUUUUACUUCAUUUUCCAUGGUCGUGUUUUCUGAUGCAUCUGGCCACUUCUUACAGUGCAAUCUGACCAAAGAAAAAUAAUGCAAAUUAACAGUGAACAAAAUUGAUAAAUAUUUCAAUAUCUGAAUGCACAUUUUCUGCCAUUCUGUCAAAGUUAAAUUUCUCUCUCUGUUCUCUGUCAGCAAACAAACUUUUGCUGCAUUCAGAAAAACCUGAAAAGAACACUUUAUACUACUUGCAAAUCCUAUAAGCAAUUCAUGCUGACAAGACAUUUGUAAUUUUUGAUAGAUGUGUUGGUCAUAAUUUUUAUCCUCUGUAGAGUUCAUGUGUGUACAUGGAAUGUCAAGGUAACACAACCACCAGAUGAAGACUUCAGAUCACUUUUGCACCUUGACAAUGAAGAACAACUUCCUGAUAUUGUUGCUGUGGGGUAUGUAUUCUCUCACUUAAACAAAGAAGUGUUUUUUAUCUUGACAGUUCUUGUACUCCUAGAUUUGUACGCGAUGAUAUCUCUUUGCUUUACUUUAUGUAUUUGAUACAUGCCACACUAUUUAUAUCAAUAGUUUCCAAAUGAGGAAUGGAAAUAAGGUGAACAAUGAUAGUUUUCUAUUAGUAGUGUUGUCUAAUAUCUGAGGUGUUUUUUGCAGUAUGGUCAACGUAAUAACUUGUGGCACAUUAGAUCCAAUUUGUGUGUGUAAAAUAAAUCCUUCUUUCAAAAAUACUCAUUAUCUGGCUAACAUCAGUAUUAGUCCAAGUAAUUACUAGUUUCUAGUAAACAAAUAUAUGUGGGUCAAGGCAAGCCACUAAAGGCUGAGAUGAAGAGUGAAGCUGGUAAUUCCCCUCUUAAUAGAAUUAUUUGAUUGGUUGAUAAGAUUAAUUUGUUUGAAUAUUGGAUGAUUUGUCAUCAAAACAGUUUGAUCAUUUCCGUUAUGAAUGUGCACAUAUUAGUUCAGAUAACCUUGGUUUAUUCUCAAGCUUUUAAUUAAUAUCAUUGUAUUGACUUGUAGUUUGCAGGAGGUUGAUGCUAAACCACAGUCAUUAUUAAUUGAAUACAUAAAGGAAAAUUCCUGGGUAAAGAUCCUUCAAGCCUACCUUGGGGCAUAUGGCUUGGUUAAGGUAUAUAGACAUGAUUAUGUUUUUUUUUUGGUUUUUUUUUUUUUUCAGAUACAUAAAGGAUAUUAGGCCAAGCUGUAAUGACACUAUUUUUUUUCGUCUGGAAUGACAAAAACAAUAAUGUUUUAAACAAGUAUUGUGACUGGGUAAAAUGCUUUCCUUACUACCCAAAAAUAAAAUUCCUAUCUUCAAGCCACCACCAUCCUUUUGAUCAAGUAAAAAAAAAAAAAAAGACAAACUAAGGUAUUCAAUACUACAACACUUUGUUCUUCUUGAUGAAAUAAGUAAGCAAGAGAUUGAAAGGAAGAAAUAGGUAGCAAAGAUACAUUUACAAAGAGAAUAACACAUGGGCACAUGUACAUGUAGACAUGGAAUUUCUCUUUGAGUGUUCAUCCUGGUAUCUCACGAGUACAUGCGGAAAGCAAGUAAGAGGUUGAGUUGAAUGUAAGUAAUGGGGAAUUCCUACUUCUUUAGACUAACAUGUAAAGCACCAAAAUUAAGACUUACAAAAUCAAUGUUGAGAUUUUAAGGUUUCACUGAGUUUUUAUGUGAAAAGGUUAAUUUAGUGUACUUCUCAUUGCAGCUCAAAUCAAUCCGCAUGCUUGGAAUGGUACACCUUGUAGCUGUUCACACCAAGCAUCUUCCAUAUGUGCGUGAAAUUAGACCUGGUUACUGCAAAACAGCACUUCUUGGCCUCCUGGUAAAGAGGAUAGUUUUUAUGUGUAAUUAAAUCUCAUUGUAGUUACAUAAAGGUAAAGGUCAAGCAUUAUAAGUCUCUUGCUAAAUUGAUAUCUAAACACAUCCUUAUUCCCAUAGCAACCAGAAAUAUAUGCUACUCCUUUUGUUUGUUAAGUAUCCCUGAAGAUGUGACGGUACCCAUUUUUGAGUGAUUUUACGAAAAAAAAUAACUGUCUGUUAACUCGUAGAGUAUGUUGCUUCUACCAAUCAAAUUACCGCAUUAGGGUAUGUAUCUCGUACCAAUCAGAUUGCUGCAUUAGGGUAUAUAUCUCUUACUGAUCAGAUUUCUUCAUUCGGCUAUGUAUCUUGCACCAAUCAUAUCACAGCAUUUGGAUAUCGUGCACCAAUCACAGUGCUUGGGUAUUGUUUUCUUGUAAAUGAUGUCAUGGAAUCAGGGGGCUGUGCUCAAAGAGUGGCAUUGACCACAAAUUUUGUGCUUAUGUAAUAAGUGUCAUGAUUGUGGCCUUUGCAAGAGCUUUGUCAAAUGAGGUUGAGAUUUUUGGAAUAUGAAAGGUUUGCAGUUAUUUUUUUGUGUUCCUUUUCUUACGUGGAACUUUAUGCUACUGAUAGUGAAUUUUCCAGGCAUUCUCCCAUUUUUGACUUUUUCCAGGAGUAAAAGUGAUUUUGGCUACCUUGAAAUUAACCCAAUUAGGUUUUAAUUCCUUGUAAACAACCUGAAAUUUAUCAUGUAUUUCACACACAGAGGGCAAAGUCCAGAUAGGCAACAACCAAUCAAGAAGCCCUCUUUGAAAUAUUAUCCUUUCCUCUUGCUCAGUGUAUCUUCCCUUAUACAAGAACACAAUAUAUCUUCAGUUUAUUGUAGAGGAAACAAUUUCAGUCUGCUUUUUACAGUAAAAUUAUGUGGAAUUAUAUUUUUGAGGCAACCAACUAAAUAAUUUUGAUUUUUCUUUUUGUUAGGAACAGCUGUAAGGGUAGUCUCUUUUGCAACCAUUAUUUGGUCUUGUCACACAAUGGCUCUCUCUCCAAUGGGGAAUAGAGGUUGUUGUGUGAUGAGAACAAACAAUGACUGUGAAGGAGACUACAGUAAGUGUGGCACCGUUGUAUUUUAUUUUUGCUCAGAAGUAAUUAGACAAUAUAGACUAUAGACCACAAAAUACCUGUGUGAGUGUAGAUAAAUGAUGUUUUUAUCUUUCUUUUGACUUGAAGUAAUGGGAAAUUUUGGUUCUUUUGAAAGUUAUGAAAACAUCAGGAACACAAAGUGUCCAGUCUCAACUUACCCAGCUAAAGAAGUAACUCUUGCAUGCUAUGCAUGCCUAUGUUUACUCAUGAGUGGAAAGAGGCACUGUGAGAUAAAAGUUUCUUACUCAGAAUAACCAAGUUGUACUGUGAACCCAUAUGCUUUUUUUCUUGUAAUUUGCUCUUUUAGGGAACCAAAGGAGCAGUGUCAUUAAGAUUUACUCUUUAUGGACAAAGCUUCUGCUUCAUCAACAGUCACUUCUCUGCUCACGCUGACUAUGAAGAACAAAGGAAUCUGGUAGUACAUCCAGUAUGUUUGUCUGCACUUAAUAAUAUGAAAUAAUUCAAGUUAUUAAUAAAAGGCACAUCAUUAUACACCAUACUGAGCUUUCAUAGACUUACUUUUCAUACAGUUACAUGUUCAUGUACAGCUUGCACUAUAAGAAUUUGCACCUCAGAUUAAAGUUGUUAUAUUAUUUGGCCACUUCCUGCAUGUCAGAUAGUAAAGAGAGUGUGAUGGUGGCCCUGAGAAAAUACAGAAUGGAGGAACUGUCUCAAACUCCUUGCUUUUGCACUCUGUGAUACUCUCAGAUCCCAUUUAAUGAAACAAGUAGUAGGUUAUUUGCAUAACUAAGGUAGCAUUACCUUCACAGGUCUUCUUCAGCUUUUGAAUUUCAGAGAUUGCAAACUUGCAAAUUCACCUACAUGCACACUGUGGAGCAAUUUCAGUGACCUGGGCCCAGUUGUAUAAGAGGCAGAUAAUGCUAUCCGACAGAUAAAUUGCUAUCUGGUGGAUAAGUAAUAGCUAAACAUAUGGUGUUAUCUACAAGAUAGAGUUUUAUUUGUUUUCCAACCUUUAAACAACCAGGGCCUGAUGUUUUGAUAAUAAGUUUCUUUAUUAUCUAUUAAUUCAGGAAUAUGGGAGCAUUAGUCAACAUUUGCUAUUUGCAAAUUGUACACCUCAAAAAGCAAUGGAACACAGGUACUAUAUCAAAAUCCACAUUCUAUACAUUUUAACUUGUUGUUGCAAUUAUUUUUGUUGCCAAUGUUAGUAGUGUUGGGUAUAGUGGUUAUGGUGGACUGACACUAGUACUAGCUAUUGGUGAUCUGCAAUGAUGAUGAUGAUAAUGAAAAUCUUGUUGUUCUUAAUGAGGAUGAUGAGGAUGAUGUUGCCGUACAUGAUAAUGAUGAUGAUGAUGAUAGAACCACUUUUUCUUUUUUUGUCUUUCAGCUAUGUAUUCUGGCUAGGGGAUCUCAACUACAGAAUUAAUGAAACCAUUGACAACAUCAAAGGGCUCUGUGCAAAAAAUGAUUACCCUGCACUAUGGAAGCAUGACCAGGUAGAGUAGAGUAUUGUUUCACUUUUGUUUUUUUUUUUUAUGGUCUAUGGACAUUGGCAGGAAUUUAUAGUCGGGUUGUCUUAUACUAUUUUAUUUUGUUAUCUUACACUAUUUUAUAUGGUUAUUUUGUUUUAUGAUAAAUUGCCUUUUUAUUACAAUUGAAAGUCACUUUCACCCAAGGAUCCUUCCCGCCCCUAAUCCUCAUUUAACCCUUAGCACCCAUGAGUGACCAAGACAGAAUUUCUCCUUACAAUAUCAAUACACUAUCGAGCAGACAAUUGAUGAGAAAAAAGAAAAAUAUCAAUUAGGGAAUUAAUAGUUGAUCCAAUGCCAAAUUCUCCAAACUAACAUCACAAGAAAUGGAAGACAAUAAGGAGAAUAACAAAUGAAGUCGUCCUCCCCAACCCCCGCCCCCCCCCCUCCUCCAACCCCUCCUCUCUCGUGUUAUGGUGUCGAGAAGAAGGAACACUUUGAGAACAAGGAUUUUGUUGCGUGUCGUUUUUUUUUACCAUGGCGCUUUAAGUCUACAAGUUAUUCACACAGGUAGAAAUAAAACCUUAUUGGAUAGCGUUAUUUUUAUGGUUUUUUUCUAUCCUCAGCUCUUACAAGGUCAGAAAGACGGCAAAUGUUUUGAAAAGUUCCAAGAAGGAGAGCUUACCUUUCCACCUACUUACAAGUACAACCCUGGAACAGAUCAGUGGGACACAGAAAGGUAGGUCACAUGAAGCUACUCAUGGAGUGCUUUUGGUUGGAGAACCAAAGCCUAAGAAUUCGCAAUGACCAAUCAGAUCAAAGAUGGAGAACAUCAAGAGCCAAUGAGACCUCAUAUGAUAGACAUACAAAUGACCUGAAGCCUGGGUUAGUUUGCAUCUGAUUGGUUGAGGAGGUGGCACUAUUUUUCUAAACAAAUAACAGAGCGUAGUUAAGUAGAGGCAGUAAUGUUCUUUCCUGGACCACUUUUGACUCUCAGUUGAAAACUGCUCUUAAAUCUGUUGUGAUCCCGUUGCAGUGGAAAGUACCGCAAACCCGCCUGGACUGACCGAGUAUUGUGGCUCGAAUCUGAGGAGAGGAAAAACACUGUUACACUGGAGAGUUACGUUUCUUAUCAGUCCUAUCAAACAAGUGAUCACAGACCUGUUGGAGCCUCGCUUGCCUUGAAUCUUAAUGUGAGUGGCUGCAUAUGAAUGAUAUUAGAGCGCUGUGUGAUAUCGAAACUAAUCGCAGGAGCCAAUCAGGAAAAAGCAUAGCAACACAAAUGGCCUAUCAUUGCCCGUCAUUAAACACACCCGGCUUAGAGCGCUGGAAAACAGGGUGACUAAGGGCUCGUUUAUAUUUAUUUGCAUCUGAUUGAUUGAAAAAAUAGUGCGAUUUUCUAAACCAGUCGCAGGUUGCGAUGAAUUCAAAACAGUGCAGUUCCGGGUUGCAUUUGACUCUCAAAUGAAAUUACGCUAUCGCUGUGUUAUUUCGUUUGCUUUCGCACAGGACUCGAUCUCUUCAAUGGAGGAUCCUAUCUCGUGGAAGUUGGAUCUCAUGAGUCUUCCCUGGUAUGGCAAUGAGGUUGGUAUUUGCUAAAUUAAUCAUGCCAAAACCAAAGAACUGUGAGAGGUAGUGGUCCGCAUAUAAUGGGUGGCCGCGCUCCAGAUCCAGAGGACUGGAUCUUAUGAGUAACAAGGGCCAGUCAUAUAUGCAGACUUCAGCUGAGCUUUAAACGAAAAUUGAAAAAAAAGCCUUGCAUUUUAGCGUACGCCGAAACUCUGAAUUUAUGCUUUGUGUAUAUUGCGUGCCUGUAACGUGUAUGCUACAAAAACAUGAGGUCAACAAUUGAAACAUCAUAUUGCGUCCUUUUUUUUUUUUUUUUUUUUUUUUUUUUUCCUCGUAGGAUGGUUUGUGUGUAUACGUGGUGAAGAACUACAAGACGUACAGCUGGGAUUGGAUUGGUCUCUACAGGGUUUGUACAUAUUUUAUCGUUUAUAGGCCUUUCCAAAAAUAUCAUCCUGUUCUAAACGUUCAUUCUUUGUGCUGAUGGUUUUGUUGGUAACAGUAGAAGAGGUUUAUGAUCUUUAUGUGAUGAUUUAAUAUGAGUUUUAAAAGCGAUAAAAGGACCUUUAGAUCUCAGCCUUUCCCCUUCUUGACACUACAUACAACUGAUUAUAAUCGUCGAAGCAAGUGAUCUUCGCUGACUUUGCUGGAAGUUGAAGUUCUUUGCGGCUUUAACCUGAGUUCGUAAAGAAAUCCAUGUCGCCAGUAGACGCAUUUAAUUGCAAGAGCACAGCAAACUGGCUCGGUGAGAAAGGGUUAUUUCGCUCUAAGUAGUUUUCUUUUGCGGGCUGUACUGUUUCUUACGCCUUUGAUGAUCUUCCACAACCGCUGAAUUUUUUUGAUAAGUAAGUGGCAAAUCGUGAAGCGAAGUACGAAAUGAAAAAAUUACUUUCUAAGUUGAUCGGUAAGGUUGGGUGUAGAUAGCGACGAUAUUAAAGUAAUCGACUCCGUCUUUACUGAAUAACGAUGCAACUAAUUGCUUCGAAAAUUGUUCGUCGUAGGUUGGUUUUCAACAUGUCUUUGAUUACGAAAUGUAUGAGUGGGCCGUGGGGGACGGGGACGAGUACGGCGAGAACGGCUGCGCGGUGUUGUUCGACUGUCUGCCAGAGGAGGCUGGCCAUUACGUCAUGUGUUACUAUAGCUACAAGUUGGACUGCAUUAUUUCCGUCAGUGAACCAUUUGAGGUUAGACCCAAUACUUACUUCAAUUUGUAAUUACGUUCUCACAACGUUGCAAACAUCUGUAGGCAAAGUAGGUGAAGGUAACUGAUUAGAUUUAGCUUUAGGGCGCAAUUUAAAUUAAAUUGAUGUUUUUAAUGAGAAUUGUAUGGGCAACUUGUCUGGCUUAUUACUGACUCCAGCGGCCCUCCCACUUACUGGAAGGCAAAUUUUUAAUUUUUUCAUUCUUGAAACUUGAAUCGUUGAUGUGCAAUGCCGUUGCGAGGUAGGUUGCAAGAGACGUUUUCCUUACUAUGUUUCCCCGCUUAACUCCAAAAGAGACGGGUGAAUUCGAAGGGCAAUUCGACGUCUCCAGUGGUUUCUUUGGGGGAGGAGCCUGGGCUGCGAUAUUUGUUGAACAGCGGUUGGAUAUGGAUCCCUAGCGCUCGAUAGCUUCACUUUUACUUCAGACUACUUCCUCUCAUUAGCAAAUUCUCUAAUCUUCUCCAGAUUCUUCCACCCCGAGAUGAAGACAAGGAUCCAGUUGAGGUUCAAGUCGAGCAGCCCACUGAGGAUGUGUAAGCAACAAGGAUGACAACAGCUUUUGCCAGACGCUGCACCGCUUCACAAACCGCACAAAUGAGGAGAUACUUUAUGUAAAUAUUUUAGCACGGUACCUGAGCAUAUUUUUCCUAGCCGCCAUUUUGAAUGAUGGGCGCUUUGCGUAACCUUGUCAGUGACGUGUCCUUGUUAAUCGUAUGGUGCGUUUAAUGAGAAAAGAGAAUCCAGAACUAGCUUCAUGUAAGACUAUGGAAUCCUAUAUUAAGCUAGCACUGGCCUGAGACCCUUAAUUGUCUUUCCAUAUAUACUGUAAAAUAAAUCUUCGCUCACCGGACAACCUCUAUCAAGUUAACGUGGACACCUAAAAAAAGGCUUUUGUAAAACGCUAUUGUUACGUGAAACCUGUGGUGAGCGACAGCUGAUGAGAGAUUUGUGUUUCAUUUUUAAUGUAUUGCAAAGAAGGACAGCAUUCUUUACUUUUUAACACAAUUCUUUUCGUAAGUAAGGGUUACUUUUUUUCUCUCUCUGCUGUUCAAUGUCUAACUUUCUCAAAAUUUCUGCCAUAAUUGUUUGUACUACGUUUAUCUUCUUUCUGAUAAAGAAUUUGUCGUGAAGUAGAGCGAAGGGUAUCUCUAUAAGCACGGUAGCAGUUGCCGGGGAAGUCUCGGGAUCUCGGAAAGUGUUCGCAAGCAGUCAGCCCUGAACUUUGUUUGGCCCUAGACUUCGCUAGGACUGUCCGAUUUCGACUCUGUGAUUCAAAAUGGCAGUGAUCGAGAAUAGAUCGAAGGAAAAUUUUUUAGUUAGUUUAACUUAGUUUUAUUAACGAGUCGUUUGUCUAUACACAGGUUUUUUUAUUUAUUAUAACUUAAGCAUCAAGGUCGUUAUCUAAUAUAAUGGAUAUCUGGAAACUUUUACGAAGAUUUUACUAAAGUUAUCGGUGAGGGUCGUAUAUGCUGUACAUACGAAUUUUUAUUAAGCAACAGUUUUUUCGAUCCCAGUGCUUUUAUCCAAGACUGAUUUUAAAAUAAUCGGUAAAUUUAGAUUAUAACUCAAUACAUAGGCGAACCCGAUGAAAAUGCACAUCACCACAUGCUUGAUUUAGUUUUGCUUCCAAUUGGUGGGGAACGGAAUGAUUUUAAAUUGCUCACAGUGGGUGAAAGAGGGCCCAAUCUUCUGUCGAGUGUCGUUAAACGAAACCCCAAAUAAUAACCACAGCCAAUUGUGGCAAAGCUGGAUAUAGUAAGGAGUCUUUAAGAAGUUUGUGAACUGAAAGUAAAUGCUGUACAAUGCGAGUAACUUAGUCAACGAUUAGCUUUUAUUUUGUAUCUGAUUGAUUGAUGAAGCGAUACGAAUCCCUUAACAGAAUCCUAUAACAGAGAGUGCGAGAGUUACACCAGCCUACUCCGGAUUACCAUCGACACUCAACUGAAAUUGCCUUACAUUAGGCUAAUAGUGAAAUAAUCCCUUGCUUCUCUUAACCUUCUUUAAAAUUCAAGCCACGAAAGUCACUUUUGUAUUUUAGCGUACGUACUGCGAGCAUUCAUUAGACUAUGCAACUCAGCAGGAAAUCGAUAGGCGGUUGAGCCCAUCAAAGAAAUUUGUCAGAGAGCAUUUCGAUGGAUUGUCGAAAAACAAACAUUGAAGCAAUCUCAUCAGCCAAUGAGCGCUCAAAGUAAAACAGGGCAACUGCCUUAAGCGCUGGUACCUUCAGUAUGAUUGGUUCAGGGGAGAGGUUAGGAAAGAACCAUGUAAUCCUUGCUAUCAGUCGACUUUUAUUUACAAAUUGCUCUGAAUGAAGAUGAAACGAAAUAUAUCCCGUAAUGCUGUUUAAGGUUGCACAAAGUAACAUUAGUUUUGAAACAAAUCCGAUGGACAAAUGAUUUAGUGGUAAAUAUGAAACAAAUCGUUAAUAAAGUAGGUGAAUAUUUUAACAUUAUACUAAGUUAAUAUAUGUGAAAUCGACUCUGUUUAAGCUACGAAAAUAAAUAUCAAAGCAGUGAAAGAUUAGUCCUUUUAUUCCGUUGAUUGUGCGAAAAUCUUUUAAUUCAUUUCCUAGUAGAUGACUGGAAUCUUCGAGAUAGUGGCCUGUUUUUCCCCUGUUACGGUAUAAUCUUACCGACAGAAAAACGCUGCAAUUCCACAAGCUAAACUACUUUAUUAAACGGCGAGUAAUGUUCUUAAUAAGGAGCUAAUCUUAGAGGUAAUACAAUACUUAUCGUUAAUAAAGUAAUUAAGCCCAUAAAGUCUAUAUCUCAGCUCACCACCGACACAAUCUCACUGCUGUCUCUAAAGUCUCCUGAAACGAGCAAUCUUCCGCAGUAACUCUCUCUCGGUAUAGCUUUCAGAACAGUCGUCGCUCCGACAACAACAACUACU
Molecule: messenger RNA, 25976 nt
Organism: Pocillopora meandrina
Lineage: Eukaryota; Metazoa; Cnidaria; Anthozoa; Scleractinia; Pocilloporidae
Source: the annotation of a GenBank genome assembly